This is a messenger RNA of Notodromas monacha, 624 nucleotides long. Lineage: Eukaryota; Metazoa; Arthropoda; Ostracoda; Podocopida; Cyprididae. The record is from the annotation of a GenBank genome assembly.
AUGACACUCGAUACUAGCUGGCCGUGCGGAUUCAAGAUAGUUUCGUUCGCGCGCGCGUCAGGCCUUCUUGAAAGAACGACGUGUGGUGAUAUUGUGGUGUCAUCUCGGCUCGGCAAGGUGGAGCCCGUGAGCGUCGGGGUCGGGGUCGCGACCAACUCGGGACACGGCGCCAGUAGCAGCGGCGCCGUGGCGGCCGUGAGCGGCGGAGGCGCCGCAGCAGCAGCCCAAGCUGCUGCUGCAGCUGCUGCGCCCGUCGUGCAAUUGGAGCCGAGUCCCGGACUGGGACUAGUGCCGGUGCCGCGAGCCGCGUCGUCGUCGGCGGCGGCGGCUGCAGCCGUGGCCGUGGCGGGCUCGGGAGGCGGCGUUGUUGUGGCGGCCGGGAAUUCGUCUGGCGUCGUGUCGGCCGGCUCGGGCUACGGCGUCGUGUGCGGCAGCGGGGCCAGUGCCGUCGCCGGGUCGUCGCAAAACCCCGGGGCCUAUGCCCAGCCCUACAAGAUGUCCGCGCUCAGCACGCGGGUCCCGAGCCCCCUGCCGCAGGGCGAGAACAAUUCGCCCGUCGCCGAGAACUGGUGCUACACUCAGGAGUUUCCGAGGGAACUGGGACGAAUUAUUGGCUUCUUGUAA